Molecule: messenger RNA, 984 nt
Organism: Anthostomella pinea
Lineage: Eukaryota; Fungi; Ascomycota; Sordariomycetes; Xylariales; Xylariaceae
Source: the annotation of a GenBank genome assembly
AUGUCUAAUAAGCAAGCGGCGAAAAAGACGGAUCAACUGAAGGAGUAUUUUGAGAAGGACUCCCGAAACUUCAAGUUGGAGAAGCCGAGACCCAACAGGGAUUUCCUCGGGAGGGGCGGAUUUGGUAUCACGUACCUCUUCCGAGAGGAACAGGAGGAUGGGACUCUGAAGAGGAAAUUCGUCGUCAAGUUCGCCACGCGUUCUACGGAAGGGACUUCGAACGAGAUGCAGACUGAGAUUCGGAUUGCCAAGAAACUCUACGGAGCCCUGCACAUCGCCCAGCCCAUCGUAGACGAGGGCGAGAUGCGCAAGCUGGACAACCUCCCCGAAAACGCGGAUAAACUGUUCAGUCUUUUGUUGUGUACCGAAUUCCUGCCGAACGGGACACUAUUUACCUUCCGGAUGAAAGCGAUGAAUGCGGAGCAACCGAUCCCGAACCGUAUCCUGUGGAUGAUCUUUCUCUGUUUGGUAAGGAUGGUCAUUGCCAUGGCCAACCCGCCUGAUAGGGGAUACCGCGCGGAAACGGCAGCCCCCCAGUUGGAGGAGUUGGCGGAGCCUGGGUAUUACCAGAUCGAGCAUGGGGAUCUUAACAAUCCGAGCAACCUGGUAUUUGGCGACUUUGACAUCAUCGAGCACAACCUAGUCCCAAUAGUCAAGUGCCUCGAUUUUGGCAUGUUUAUGAGCCAGUUAUUCGCUUACAAAGGGAUGCCCAACCCCAAAGAGACGCCCGACCCCAAAGUCCUCUUUCCCAACCUCGACAUGGAGCUCUACGAUCUCGCAGGGCGAUGCGCUGUGGACAUUACGAAAGACUCGAAUUACUUCUCCAAUCCCGAUCGGCCCUCGCUGACCGAGCUGUUCACCGCGGUCCGGAACGCGGUCACCACGAAGACAGGGCCUGACCACUUCCUUGGCCUCCCUUUUACACAUCCCGAGACCGACGAGGAAAUACAAAAAUACGUGCAGAAGAUGAUACUGUCCGCGUAA